CAGCGUGGGGCUCGCCAGCUACAGAGAUUCUCUGACUUGCGCAGCUUUACACAGACAAGCCCCGCCAUGCAGAGCCUUGCAUAUUUUUUUCUUCAGAAAUUGUAAAGAGUCAAAGAAGGCUAAGAAAUAAAAUGGCAAAACAUGAGGCAUAAUCUCAUAGUAUUUAAUACGUAUAUACAUAGAGAUUCACCUAUUUAAUGUGAAUAUCACGUAUUUAUAUCAACCGCAAAUACCUCAAGCUCAUCACAAUCACCCUCAUCUUCUCUACUUGGCCGCAAAAUUAAAAAUUUUCAAUACUAAAAUGAAGAAAGCUCAGCUUGUGUUCAUCCCCUGGCCCGACAUUGGCCACCUUGUCUCAGAGGUGGAGGCAGCAAAGCUUCUUCUUACCCACCAUCAACAGCUCUCCAUCACAGUACUUAUCCUCAACCAUUCUUCUGUCAACCCCAAAGUUCAUAACUACAUCGAAUCGCAGCAAGCUUCCUUGUCUACUAUAUCCAAUCGUCUCCGAAUCAUUGAUCUACCCAAAGGCGAGACUGACUUUUCUUUCGUUGAGAGACAGAAACCUCAUGUCAAAGAAGCUGUGUUGAAGAUUACUCAGUCUGAGUCAAACAUCGAAUCGCCCCAGUUGGCGGGUUUUGUUGUCGAUAUGUUAUGCACGCCCAUAAUAGAUGUGGCCAAUGAAUUUGGUGUUCCAUCUUACAUUUUCUUUCCUUCAAGUGCAGCUUCUCUUGGUUUAUUGCUUUAUGUUCAGAAGAUUCAUGAUGAAGAGAAAUUUGACCCCAAUGAGUUUAAAGACUCAGAUGCUACGUUACCGGUGCCGAGUUUGGUAAACCCAUUUCCUGCUAAGGUUAUGCCUUUUGCGAUAUUAAGCAGAGAGUUUCCUUUUCUACUUAACAAUGCGAGGAGGUUCAGAGAAACAAAGGGUAUUAUGGUAAAUACAUUUUUGGAGCUCGAAUACCAUGCGAUCGAGUCUUUCAAAAUGCUUCCCGUUUACCCUGUGGGACCUAUUUUGCAUUUGGGGUCGGAUGGAACCAACGCUCACCAAGAAAUCAUGCAGUGGCUAGAUGAUCAGCCUCCAUCAUCAGUAGUGUUCUUGUGCUUCGGGAGCAUGGGAAGUUUUGGUGAGGAUCAAGUGAAAGAGAUUGCAUGUGCGUUAGAGCAUAGUGGUCAUCGAUUCUUGUGGUCCUUACGGCGGUCACCAUGUCCAGGUAUCGUAGCAUCUACUUGUGACUAUGAGGAUCCACAGGAAGUCUUGCCGGAAGGAUUCUUGGAUCGAAUGGCUGGAGUUGGAAAGGUAACGGGAUGGUCUCCACAAGCGGCUGUCUUGGCCCAUCCAGCUAUAGGAGGAUUUGUUUCACAUUGUGGAUGGAAUUCUGUGCUUGAAAGCAUAUGGUUUGGUGUCCCAAUUGCUGCGUGGCCAAUGUAUGGAGAGCAACAAUUUAAUGCCUUUGAAAUGGUAAUGGAGUUGGGAUUGGCAGUGGAAAUUAAAAUGGAUUAUAGGAAUGACAGUGGAAUAAUUGUGAAUUGUGAUGAAAUAGAGAGAGGAAUAAGGGGUUUAAUGGAGCAUGAUAGUGAGAAAAGAAAGAAAGUAAAGGAGAUGAGUGAGAAGAGUAGAAUGGCCUUAGUGGAUGGUGGAUCUUCAUACUUUUGUUUAGAUGGUCUCAUAAAAGAAGUGAUAGAUAAUUUAACAUAAAAUAAUUGUAUUAAAGUUUUUAUUUUUAUAUAUAGUUAGAUAGUAUUUCCAUCAACUUAUAUGUAUCUCAUCGUUUAAAUGAAUUUAUAAUUAUAUUUUGAAGUUUUAUUUA
Messenger RNA from Hevea brasiliensis (rubber tree), 1805 nucleotides. Its product is annotated as anthocyanidin 3-O-glucosyltransferase 2-like. The transcript has a single exon. Gene Ontology annotation, molecular function: UDP-glycosyltransferase activity. The record is from RefSeq and is a predicted model, not a curated record. Lineage: Eukaryota; Viridiplantae; Streptophyta; Magnoliopsida; Malpighiales; Euphorbiaceae. The coding region runs from base 302 to 1693 and encodes 463 amino acids.